CCACCAUCCCUCCCGCCGUCCCAGGAGUUCACGGACCUCGGGCACCGGAUUGACUGUCUGGACCUGAAAGGUGAGAAGCUCGACUACAAGGCCUGCGAAGCCCUGGAAGAGGUCUUCAAGAGGCUGCAGUUCAAGGUCGUGGAUCUGGAGCAGACAAACCUGGACGAAGAUGGCGCCUCCGCCCUCUUCGACAUGAUUGAGUACUACGAGUCGGCCACCCACCUCAACAUCUCCUUCAACAAGCACAUCGGCACCCGGGGCUGGCAGGCCGCCGCCCACAUGAUGCGCAAGACCAGCUGUCUGCAGUACCUGGACGCCCGCAACACGCCCCUGCUGGACCACUCCGCGCCCUUCGUGGCCCGUGCCCUGCGCCUCCGCAGCAGCCUGGCCGUGCUGCACCUGGAGAACGCCAGCCUGUCGGGGCGGCCCCUCGUGCUGCUCGCCACAGCCCUGAAGAUGAACAUGAACCUGCGGGAGCUGUACCUGGCCGACAACAAGCUCAAUGGCCUGCAGGACUCGGCCCAGCUGGGCAACCUGCUCAAGUUCAACUGCUCCCUGCAGAUCCUGGACCUCCGUAACAACCACGUGCUGGACUCAGGUCUGGCCUACAUCUGCGAGGGCCUCAAGGAGCAGAGGAAGGGCCUGGUGACCCUGGUGCUGUGGAACAACCAGCUCACACACACGGGCAUGGCUUUCCUGGGCAUGACGCUGGUGAGUCCAGCAGAGGGUCCCCGCCGCCACCUCCCCCACCCCCGCGCCCAGCACUGUCAGCCGAGCUCCCGCCCCCAGGGUACAGAGGCUCCACCAGGGGACGAGCUCCCCACCGCCGGGGAGUGGUACGAACACACGGACUCCCUGGGCCCUGGGGACAGGAGCCCCCCAGGCGGCCCUUCCUCCCCCACUGAGCAGCGAAUCUCUGUGUCCAGCCCAGGCCGAGGCCACAAAGUGUUUGUGGUGACUCGAGUGGAGAGCCCCCCUGAGAGAGCAGAGCCCCCUGUGCCGCCCUCUCCUCGUCCUCCCUCCCCACCUGCCUUGCCUUCCCCGCCCCCCUCACCUUGUGGCCUGGAACACGAACUGAGCUGCUCCAAGAACGAGAAGGAGCUCGAGGAGCUGCUUCUGGAAGCCAGUCAGGAAUCCGGGCAGGAGACACUGUGACACUUUAGUUCCUUUUUUCCAGCCGGUCUUCUAUGAGCUGAGGCCAGAGCCAUGAGAACCUGCUCACCCUCACCCCCAGCCUUCCUGAGGCCCAGAGGCCAGGGGUGGGGGCGCCUUUCAGGGGACCCCUACCUCCCACAGCAACACUACACGGGGUGCAGGAGCUACAGGGAGUGGCCCUGUCCGUCCUGACUGGAGCACUCCUGUUUAUGUGUCCAGCCCCUACGCCUCUGGGCCAGAGGAGGGGGAGUCUCCAAGGUCAUCAGCCCCAAAUCCACUGACUUUUCCGGAAGGGCCUGUUAGGCCAGGCUUGCCUGGGAGGGCAGGAGUCCUGGGUGGUGGUGGGAUGCCCCCCAACCCCCAUGGCGCUGGGCACGACGAGGCAGGAGGAUGGUGUGGGGCAGUGAGUGGUGGUGGUGGUUGGACUUUGUAGAGCAGCCCCAGACAGGGUGCGGGUGGGGGAUGGGGGCAGAGGAUCAGAGCUUUCUUCUUAAGUGCAAUAAAUCUAUCAGGGAGCUGGUGGGGGCGGCCAGGGCUCUGGGGACCCUGCUGUCCAGGCCGCUGGAAGCUGCGCCCUGAGAGGCACUACGACCCGGGGAGGGUGGGGUGGAGUGGGCAGAGGGCUGGGGAGGGGCUCCUGUCGGUGCAACUCUGUCCACACCUUUUCUAAUAAACCAGAGCUGGUUCACCUCUG
This is a messenger RNA of Myotis davidii, 1849 nucleotides long. RefSeq names its product protein phosphatase 1 regulatory subunit 37 (gene PPP1R37). The annotation marks the transcript as partial. Gene Ontology annotation, molecular function: protein binding. The transcript has 11 exons. The record is from RefSeq and is a predicted model, not a curated record. NCBI's taxonomy places the organism in Eukaryota, Metazoa, Chordata, Mammalia, Chiroptera, Vespertilionidae.